GUUCCAUUUCCGGUGAGCGCCAAGAUGGCGGCGCUGGCAGCGGCGGCGGGACGGCCGGUGCUCGGGCGGCUGUUGGCAGCGGCGGCGGGACGGCCGGUGCUCGGGCGGCUGUUGGCGGCGGCCCCGGGACGGCCGGUGCUCGGGCGGCUGGUGGCGGCGACGGCGGCAGUGACAGGUGGAUCAUGGGGUUGUGUUUGCCGGAAGUCUACAUACAGCGCUCUUCCCAAUGACUACAACUGUAAAGUUGAACUUGCAUUGACGUCAGAUGGACGGACGAUUGUUUGUUACCACCCCUCGGUGAACAUCCCAUACGAGCACACCAAGCCCAUCCCACGACCGUCGCCAGUGGACAAUAAAGAGGAGACACACGACCAAGUACUAAAGGCCAGAUUAGACAAAGAGGUGCUGCGCGAUAAACAGGGGCCGACAAUUGAAGAACUCAGCAAAAUGUUCUACACAACAAAACACCGCUGGUAUCCAGUUGGACAGUAUCACAGACGAAGGAUUAAACCUAAUCCUCCCAAAGACAGAUGAAGCAAUUAAAACCAGGGGUUUAAUUAACAUUGGUCUGUUUCUGGUAUUGUGCUGUAUUCCACUCCAAGAGAAAGAACUUUGACAUUGCCGAUUUAUCAUUUGUUUCUUAUUAAUAAUUUCAUAUUUGCAUUGUUUGAGAAACAGACCUGUAUUUAAAAGUGAAGUCUUUUACAGCAUAAGGAAUGUAAUGAGCUUGUUUAACAGGUAAUAAUUAAUUAUCUAUGGUUCACUGGUGAGCUGUUUAUUACAAUAAAAUCUUAAAGUUGAA
Molecule: messenger RNA, 802 nt
Organism: Amblyraja radiata (thorny skate)
Lineage: Eukaryota; Metazoa; Chordata; Chondrichthyes; Rajiformes; Rajidae
Gene: mrpl42
Product: mitochondrial ribosomal protein L42
Exons: 5
Coding region: 25-534 (169 amino acids)
Cellular component (GO): mitochondrial large ribosomal subunit
Source: RefSeq, a predicted model, not a curated record